Vicia faba (fava bean) is the source of this 330-nucleotide messenger RNA. NCBI's taxonomy places the organism in Eukaryota, Viridiplantae, Streptophyta, Magnoliopsida, Fabales, Fabaceae. The record is from the annotation of a GenBank genome assembly.
AUGACAACAGCCACAAACAACCCCAGUCAUGGAUCCCCUCUCAAUGAAGAAUCCACAACCGCAAGAGCCAAUCAACCGCGACCAUCUCCCUCCAAUUUUGGAUCCCGACGGACCACCGGUAACAACCCCCACCGCUGGUUUUGGUUCGAUGGCCGGUCGACGGGAAAGGCUUUUGAAGUUGUCUUGCGACCAGAAGCGAGGCAGGAGGGUCGUGAAGGCUCCCCAGGCGACGAGGAUGGGCCCGCCACACAGUCCGAGUGCUCCUCAGCCGGUGAGGGUGGAUUCGUCGCCCAGCUCGGGGGCCGCGUCGGACGGGACCCCAGAGGUUGA